Molecule: messenger RNA, 2032 nt
Organism: Chlamydomonas reinhardtii
Lineage: Eukaryota; Viridiplantae; Chlorophyta; Chlorophyceae; Chlamydomonadales; Chlamydomonadaceae
Exons: 7
Coding region: 236-1381 (381 amino acids)
Source: RefSeq, a predicted model, not a curated record
CAGAUUGCCGAAAAGCCACUCUUACUAGCUUUUGUCCUGAACAACAAAUAUGGCUGCGACUAUGAUAGCAAAAUCGCUGAGGCCGGGCGCACUGCCCCGCGCCGAGCGAGAAGGGCAUGGCGGAACCCUGGUUGUUGCGCCCGCCUGGCCCAAAUUUGCAGGCUUGCGCGCGUCUGCAGCAUCAUGGCAAAGGCAGAAUUCGAAGCGUGAGGGGCCGAAGUCUGUACCGGCGACGAUGGUUGCGGCCAGGGCCGCGACGGUUGAUGUGGACUUGCUCUCCGAUGACAGCUAUCUCACUGGGCCGGCGCUGCUGAGACAAGUUCUGGGCCGUCAAAUCCUGGGGAAGAUGGCGGGAGCUCCGGCGGACGCGUUGAAGAAGCUGGGCGUCUCCCGGUUGCGGUCGCCGCCACCGCCCGCGUCCUUCCGGGCGCUGGAGGCGGAGCUGGCGUCAGCGGCGGCGGCCGGGGCCGACCCCGCGGCGGCACUGCGGCGGCACCUGGGGCCGGAGGAGGGCUACAGCGGCUGGCUCAACUCGGCGGGCAGGCGCUGCCUGCUGGCGCCGUCGGAGCGAGUGCAGCGAUUCGCCGCCUCCGCCGCGGCCGCCGGCCAUGGCGCAGCAGCCUCGCAGGGCAACGGCAACGGCGCCAGCCCCCAAGUUUCUGGCGGUUAUGCGGCCGCGUUGGGUCCCAGCGAUUUGGAGCGAUGGCUUGUGUCGCUGUUCGUGACGCUGGAGGAGCAGCUGCUGCCGCAGAUCUCGCUCUCGCCGCACUGCCUCUUCCACGCGCACCUCUUCCUGGCGCAGCCGCCCAAUCCCGACACGGCGCCCGUCGCCAUCGAGACCUUCGGGCGGGCCCCGCCGCCCACCGCCGCCGCCUCUGCACCCACUGCCUCGCCUGCGUCCCGCCGCCACGGGCAUCCUCAGCACCACGCGGCCGGCGCCUACAGCGGCGCGGACCCCGCCUGCGGCCUGGGGCUGCUGUUUCACGCGUGCGAGUACCCCGCCUAUGACCCCCAGCACUUCCCCUACCAGCUGGGCUACUGCCAGGAGGACAGCCACGUGGUCUACUCCCCGCACCGCAUGGCCACUCGCAACCUGCUGUGGUACCACGGCCAGCUGGUGCAGUUGGACGUGAGCGAGGGCCUCCCGGCGCGCGGGCUGCUGUGGCCGGAGACUCAGGAGCUGUGCACGGUGUACGAGUCGGACCUGGGGCUGCCGCUGGCAGACCUGACCCUGGCCCUGGACCCGGAGGCGGCGGAGGGCUGGCGCCGCCGCCGCCGGGAGCGGAGCAAGCGGCCGCGCGGCGGAAGCCGUACAGCAGGCGACGGCGCUGGGGAGGAGGACGUUGCGCUGCUUGUGAGCGUGCGCGGCAGUGGGAAGUAAGAAGCAGUGGUUGAGGCGUGCCGGGGAGAGUACGGGGGCGAGCAGAGGAUGGCGGGCGCGGGCGACAUUGUACAUGCAUUGAGAUCUGUGGGGGAAGCUGUACAUAGCAAGGUGGGUAAGCUUGCUUUGCGUAUGAAUUUGCAAAGCCUUUAUGCACGAAAAGUGAGCUGUGAAGAGCGUUGCAGGACCAGAUUGCUGGCGCUUCGAGCGUGCAUGUCAUGUGUAUAGAUAAUGUGUAGUGCAGCGUGAAACUGCUGGUGCAUCUGGUGGUGCAGUGUAGGGAUGUGUGGUCGAUGGCUUGGUUACCGCUGCGGGCGAGUUGUCCUCGCUCCACCCGCAGCUAGUGCCGCCCCAAGCGUUGCGGCGUUGCGCCUGGCCGGACCAGGGGUCGGCGUCAUCGGGCGAGGAGUUGUUUGUCUGGGGCCGGCGGUGCGUCGGCUGGCGGUGGUGGCCUGGUGGGGCGCUGCAAGAUGGUGUAUCCAGCCAUCGGCAGCUAAGACAGCGGCAAGCUCAAGAGCUCGGUCGGGCCAGAGCAGGGGUGCCCCUGGGCCAGAGCCGCACCCAGGGGAGCCGCACCACUGACAACUGGUCGACUGGGCGCGCGCUGCAGGGCACGCGGUUCCUCGGGGACAACGCAUGUUAUAUACUACU